Amoebophrya sp. A120 is the source of this 6532-nucleotide messenger RNA. NCBI's taxonomy places the organism in Eukaryota, Dinophyceae, Syndiniales, Amoebophryaceae. The record is from the annotation of a GenBank genome assembly.
AGUAGAGCUGCACGACCCGCCGAGUCGUGAGUAAGAAUAAGAGUCGAUAUCCAAGAUGCUGGCGCCAGCCGUCGUUCUCUUUGUUUCGUGUGUUUCCGUGCAGGUUUGUUCUGCACCACCAGGCACGAAAGCUCGCGCAUGCGCAUCUCAGUCUAGCACCGAGGAUGUUGAAGAGAUCGAUGCGGGAGAAAAAUCGAACGGCCCACAAUCACCAGCUUCGCAGCUCCAACUGCCCGCAGCUGCAGGGACCACAGCGCCCCCUAAAGAAGCAGAGGCUCUUCAUGAAGAGGAUUUUCAGCCCGCUGAAGAGUCUUCUUGGGCCUGGCUUUGGCCUCCGCGUUGGAAUUUGUUCUCCGGAUGGAGCCAGAAAAGCAGUUGUGGGCAACAAGCGAAGACUUCUUUCGAUGAAGCAUUUGUCCAACAAUCUUCUGCGGCGACUUCGGAUAGCGCAAGAACUCCGACAUCACUGGGGCAAGAGCAGGAUACCGUGGUUUGUAGUUCAAUCCUACAACAACUCUCCCCGGCGGCCAGUGGCAGUACACGAGGUGUCGUGUCCUUCACUACGAGUCCGCGCGGCACCGGCUCUCCAACGUGCCAGGACUUUGUCAGCAGCUCAACGGCAGCUGCGAUUCUUGGUGUGAAUCAGAACAGUCCCUAUCCGGCUUGCGUUCGUGUGGUGAGCAAAUUCUUGAACAUUAAGAACUCAGAGCCGACCUCGCGUGUGAAGCAGCAGGCGUUGACUGCAGCGCUUAACUCCAAACGUUUAGAGUCUGGAUCUGGCUCUGCACGGUCGCACACAGCAGACGAGGCAGUACUAUCUGCUGGGAGACGAGCAGCAAGCCAGCACCAGCAGCCGUGUCUCAGCCAAGCGGAGCGGAUCUGUCGAGAGCUGAAGAAAGACGUCAAUGUUGGUAAGGAAAUGCAGCUGGUGGCACAUCAAGAAUGCACAAGAACCAGAGCAGAUGACGACUCUCCUCCCUCAGUCCCAGCUUCGCCGCAAGCCACUCAAGCAGCAGAUUCUGUAGCCUGCCAAGAGAACUACGCGGAUCGCAACGAAAAAGAGCAGAAGCACGAAAGAGCCGGGUCGUCGUGGAAGAUGCGCGACGUUUUCAAUAGAAACUUCCGCCUGGUUUCCUUCGCAAACGCGCUGGGUGGCCGAAAACAAGCCACAACUUUUCCGCUAACCACGACAGCGUUGCCGACGUCCCGCUUGCAGGUGGGUAGGAACAGAGCAGCAGCACUGCCUGUUCCAAAAGACCAGCUCCACGCGACUUUGAACCGGUUUGGCUGGGGCCACUUGGCGGAGGAUCUGAAGUUCCUAAGCGACCAAGAUCUCUACAUGCUGCGGACGUUGGCGUACACUGGGAAUGGUCGUAAGCGGACCAGGUCCAGCACUGCAUCCUCGAGUACGAAGGAAAACCAAAAAGCAGGAACAAAGGAGGACGAUCUUCUACCGGAAGAAGAUGCAUAUGGCAUCGAAGCUCUAAACCAAUUCCAAUCGGCGUCUUCCUCGUCUUCGAAGCAAAAGAGCCGCGAGCUUCAGGAGUUCAAAUUCAAGGCUUUGAAACAGAAACUAGCCGGCAGCACGACUUCUGCUGCCGACGAGGGAACAUCUACUACACUGACAGGUGCUAGUACAACAACUUUGCCGGCCAGGGAUUCCUUCAUAUUGAGAAACAUCCUCAUGGCGGAUUACUUUUUCGGCGGCUACAACGCGAAUCAAUUCAAUUUUGACCAAAAACAAUCCGUCGCGAGGGAUUUGCGGACCAGUUUGUUUGAGGCGGGUGUGUUUUCGGACUCGCAAGUCGGGGAUUUGGUGCAAACGCUGAAACGCAGGGCAGAAAAUUACAAAACCGAUUCCACUUCAAAUUCUUGUGACGCGGGUGCGUUUCCAGCAAGUGCGUCGUCGGCCCAAGAGCUUCUUUUGCAGACGAAGGAAAACUACUGCGGUGGCUCUGGCUCGUCUUGCUGCGUCGACAAGGAUCUGCGGGCCGGGUCGGUGCUCCGACUGGCGCCUUGCGAGCCCGACGGAGAUGAUCAGGAAGACCAUCAUGGAGGAGCAGGCACCGACGAAUUGAAAGCCAGCAAGCAAACGAGUGCCGGGUCGUCUGUCGGAGGACAAGAGCUGCUUCAUCUACCUGACAAGAAUAACAAACUGACUUCUCGGAAAUCACUCGGCUCUGACAGAUCAAAAUCCACCACGCUAUCGACCUCUGCACCGAAAUUGACAAACGCGGUCUCCCGGGUGUUCCAGUCCAUGCAGAAGAAUUUGAAGCAGCAACUGAAAAACAGUCGGAGCAACUUGAGUCUUAUGCAAGAAAAAAACUGUGUAAGUGUAACUCUGUGAUGCAGAAAGGGCAAAACAGUUACACUUGUCAUGCUGGACAUGCAUCAGAAGCUUUUUUCGUGCGUGUUUUCACGUAUUAGCCGCGCAUGACAGGCUCUCUCUGUCAGGCAGAGCAAAUUUGUGAUGCUAUUCCUCCAAGAAAGUUACACUAACACAGUUUUUUUCUUGGAUAAGUCUGUUCAGCGGCCUGACCUCGUCCAGUCGGAGGAUAUCAAGCGCAAAAAUGUCUGGGUCUGGAAAAAUGUAAACUUGUCAUGCAGAUUUUCCAUGACCACCCAUAUGGUCUGGAAUGCGGGACCUAGGAUGGCAGACUCUGUGAGGUCUCUACCAUGCCCAUCCUGCAUGACAAACUCCCUCCCAACUUGGUCAAAAGUGGACAGCUUUUGGCACUCAUGCAGCACAGAUUUUUGCAUGCUUCAGAUUUACCAUGCACAGAUUUUUGCAUGCUUCAAUUCAAUUCAGAUUUACCAUGACAAGUUGCCACCUUCCAGACCCAGACAUACUUGCAAUCCAUAGAGGAAGCGAAAGUGCAAGAAAGAUAACUUGGAGAACGACCCGGAGUUUUUUCCCAGGAAGUUUCUGCCCAAGUUCGUCUUUCUCACCGACGUCGACGACACGUUCUGGUGCAGUAACAAGGAGGCGAGCGGUAUCGCCGGCACGGACGAGAGCAUGUCACCGGUGGCGGCGUUUGUACAACCGAGUGGCGGGGGUAGUGGAGACUACCAGGGGGGAUCAUCUUCGCGACGGAAUUCUAACGGAAGCGGCACUGGUACUGGUUCUUGUGAGCAAAAUAAGCCCGCAAAGAAGCACGAAACGUACCCCGGUGUUGGGUUGCUCAUGGCGUUCCUGAAUGUGCAGAGCAGUAUUUUGGGGGAGGGAGAAGAUAGUUCCUCUGGGCGAAAGGAGAAGUUUUUCUACGUAGGGAGAACGAAAGUGGUUGUGCCUGCAGGAGGACAGGAGCUACUGUUUCCGCAUGAAGAUAAGAAAGCAGGGAAAAGAACAUCAAGAAUCAGUGCCGGAAGUAGAAGUGCGCUCACCGUCCCAUCAGCACCUCCGCCGAGAUUCCUACUAAAGCUGGACACCGAAGAGUACAAGUUGGAGAACAGCCUACCUUUCUACCCGGGCCUCCUUACCGCCCGCCCGGGAGAACUGAUGGGAACCAUUAAGCUGCAGGCAGGGUCGAAAUUUGGCUUUAACAAGAUUUGCGACCGAGACCUCCCACCCGCGAACAGCUUUUUUGAUCCGGGUCUUCUUGGUGAGACAGCAGUGGGUGCUGGCUCCCUAGUUUCUGCCGACCCUCCGGGAGAUCAACCGCAAAUCCCGGCGGCGCACCAGCUGCCGUCCCUCCCAUCGUCCCCGAAGAAACCGAUCACGAUUCUGCCCGGCGCCACCACAGUCCGACAGCUGCUUGGGAACGCGAAGGCACUGUACAGCUACGCAAACGACAAUGCGGUGACCAAGCCGGAUAUCAACCGGGUGUCUUCCAUCGGGGAGCGGAAAGUUGAAACUUUAGAGCAGUACUUGCAGAUCUUUCCCGAGUUUGUCAACCGCGUGGUGUUUAUCGGGGACGACGGCCAGGCCGACAUGGCCGUCGCAAAGGCCAUGCUGGACAAGGCCCGCGUGGUGGCGAUCAAGCGGGUGUGGCAGAAAAUUUUGGUAGGGAAAAGAAAUAGCGGCGCUGCUUCCACGACGGCCGCCGGGACGAGGAGAAAGACCUUCGGGAAGACGCUCACGCUGCCCGAAGGGGCAGUGAAAGCUGCUGUCGGCAAAACUGGGAGCGCGGGCAGCAGUACCAACAGUGACAUGAACAGCAAAACUCCAGCUAACAACGACUUCUAUGCAGGAGCUGCUGCUGCAGGUGCAGCUUCUGGCGGUGGAACAACUGCUGUCGCGAACCGGUUUUCAUCCUCUAACGGUGCGUCAGCAACACCAGGAGGAACUACCACCAGGAGAAACACGGCUGAGAAAAAUUCGUUUCAGGAGUUGCCGAGUAAGUUCUUCGGGCGGUAUUUCGAACAAGAGCCGCAUUCGGUAGCAAUGGAAAUGAACAGAAACACCUUGCGCGCGGAGGCAGCGCGGGAUGGCGCCACCAUCCUUCGUGAAGAAGAAGGUCUAGCAGAAGGAGAAUCGUCCGACGAGAAAAGUCGCGACUUGGUAAAGAAAUCGCAUCAGAAAGUGAAAUUUUUCUACUUCGACCACUAUGCUCCUGUGCAUGAGUCGGACCCGGCGAGAGAGCGGUACGACGCCGACCUGGAGUUACCUGUGUGGGAUACCGCGAACCCCUUUUCAGAGAUAAUCGAGUUUGCCGACGGGGCGUUCUACUUGAUGGAGCAAACAACUACUGAUGAUGAAGGUAGUACUCCUGCCGACGAUCGAGAUGAUAACUACACUGACGAGGAAAUGUUACGAAGUACCAGCGCGCCGCGGCUGAGAAACAAGUCAAUGACCAGAGUGUCUAACAGACUGCCAACGUUGAUUGCUCAACUGCUGAUCGCCGGUGUCAUACCGGAAACGGGACGAGACAGGUACGUGCGCUUGGACGACUACUUUUGCGGGCCCACUGGUGCCAGUGGACGGUCAGCGUCCACGUCUGGGGCGCAACUUUUGCUUGGCAAAAUGAACAGCUACUGCACCGCCCUAUUUCACUCAGCGGCAAGGGAUAAAAACGACGAGGACGAGGACCACAAUGAGCAAAGUGGUAGACCGGGAAGCAGUACCGAUGGAGGUCGUGGUGAAUCAAGUAGUGCGUCUGCUUUUUUCCCCCCAACUCCUCCCCCUGAAAUUCGGUAUUGGGACCUGGUUGCGCCCAAUGUACGACCAGGGCGGGACGAAAAUAAAGGAGAGGAACUCCGUUUUCGGUACACAGUGAAAGAGAUCGAAGUUGGAGCGCGCUGGGUCGUGCUGCACCCCGCGGUGCCUUUGGGGUUUACUACUGAUCCAGUAGCUUCAGAUGAGCGACAACCACAGCAGCCAGCUGCAGUUCUUGAGAACAGAAAGCAGGACGAAAAGAAAGAUACUCAGAUCAUAAUUCCACAAGAACAUCACCAAGCACCACAGCCACGAUUCUCCUUCACUGGCGGCGAUGUUUCCCACAAAACCGAUGAAUUUGUCACGGCUCUUCAAGGUGACGAGGGACAACGCGACAGUAUACGCGCCAUCACUUCUGCUGAAGACGAAGACCACGAGCACGACCGGAGUACAGAUUCUAUCACGCCGCGAACGCAAGAGCGGCUGGACGCUGCGGUCGCAGAAUCGAUGUUUCUCACCGCGAAAAGCAGCAGAGCUGGAGGAGAUGCGAGAAAUGCGUUCAGGAACGUCGAGAGAGGUCCAAGUAGAGACGAGGAAGUCGAACUGACAACGAAAAGACUGCGGAAAAGCGGGGAACAUGAACGAGAGCCGGAGUUACUUUUGGAGACAAUUAUGCCCCCUUCAAGUAACGACCUUGCAGCUCCGCUAGCCGGAAAAAGCGACCAGCAGCAGAAUCAACAGCUUCUGCUUCCAGCUGUGAUUCCACGAAGCCGUUUAGGAAAUAGACCACGAACAGACGGAGGCCUGGUGGCGGGAAUAAUUAACGACGCAUCGGCGACGGCAUCACCGCAGAGCUUUUCCCUGUUCUCGCCACUUCCGCCCACCGUGCCGAACCCCCGGGGGACUCUACGAAGACAAAAACUGCAACAGAAACGCAGCAUGUGGCGCGAAGCAAUUGAAAGGGAAAAAUCGAGGAAGGCAUAGAUUUUGGCACUUUCUUUGGAAAAUGAACAGGAUGCAUCGAGAAAAUGUCCAACGUCGGUAGUAUGCUAGCGAUUGCCUAAUGAGGCUUGUAUGAUGUAGAUUUUGAUGAUUAAUAAAUAGUUCUUCAAACGAAUACUAGGAUACUGGUCAUGCCCGCCUCAUGACAGUGAAAAUGAGUAAAUUUAAAGCAGUGCUUUUUACUAGCGCCAGCCUCCAGGACCGACUAACUUUGAUGUCUGUGAAACCGCUCACUCAGCUGAAAGUCAGGGUGAAGAAGCUGGAUCAGCACAGUAUUUUUCUGACGUUUGCGAAGUGUAAAUUUUGAUAGCUGCUUCGAAGCUUCUACCGAUAAGUCAGAUUUUUGACAGGGUAUGAUGUUGUCUACUUCUUUGACUGAGAAGAUGUCGUGUGCAGCUACCGAUUUUUGAAGCAGUAUCGGAUGCUGUUCGUGCA